Gadus morhua (Atlantic cod) is the source of this 5191-nucleotide messenger RNA. RefSeq names its product bromodomain-containing protein 1. Gene Ontology annotation, biological process: regulation of transcription by RNA polymerase II. Gene Ontology annotation, molecular function: protein binding. Lineage: Eukaryota; Metazoa; Chordata; Actinopteri; Gadiformes; Gadidae. The transcript is spliced from 13 exons. The coding region runs from base 353 to 5185 and encodes 1610 amino acids. The record is from RefSeq and is a predicted model, not a curated record.
GUGUUGGGGGUCGAGCUACGCUAGAGCUACGCCGCUCAUUCAGCUCCUGCUCUCCGCGGAGGCACCACGGCGACUCCCCACCACAACAAACCCGUGAACGAGCCGUUAAACCCCUACCGUCAGAUCCCCUGCUUACACGCACGGAUUUGAAUGUUUGAAUGCGGAACUUUGCGGUCGUACAAGCCGCUCUGGGAGCCUCCGUUUUUCGUUAAUCUCCGAAAAGAUCGCGGAAUCGCCCGUCGGAUGAGAACAUUGUGUUCGGUUCAGGCCGUACCGCCGUCGCCUUUUGCAGCUACUGUCUUUCCCCCACUAGCAUAAGUGAUUACAAAUCCGAGCAACACGGAUCGCCACCAUGAGGAAGAAAGCUCGGUACCACCGGGUCCCCGUACCCCAGCGGCCGCCGUCUCCCAUCAUGCCCUCGCCCAACAAGCAGAUCCUCACCUACGCCCAGGCGCAGCGAAUGGUGGAGAUGGAGAUUGACGGGCGGGUGCACCGCAUAAGCAUCUACGACAAGAUGGGCGUGCUUUCGGACGACGACCCCACGGCCCAGGAGAUGCUGGAGUGCACGAGCAACAAGGAGAACGCGGACAAGCCCCCGCCGCAGGCCCCGCUGCGCUCGGUCCGUCUCAAGAACAGCCAAGAGAAGAAGAACGCCGCUCUCGGCGUCACCGCCACGGCGGCGGCGGCCUCCCAUGGGGACAAGCCCGGGAACCACGGCCCCCACAGCGGGGCCUGCCCCAAGAAGCUCCCGGAGCCCAAGUUCCGCACGGUGGAGUACAACCUGCCGGCGGUGCCCCGGCGCCCCUCCGCCUUCUACGCCUUCGAGGAGAAGACGGAGGAGGAGCUGGACGAGGAGACCGAGUACGACAUGGACGAGGAGGACUACGCCUGGCUGGACCUGGUCAACGACAGGCGCCGCGGCGAGGGCGCCAGCCGCGUCUCCUACAACGUGUUCGAGUUCCUGGUGGACCGCUUCGAGAAGGAGGCGCACCUGGAGAGCCAGGGCCAGGAGCAGGCGCCCGUCGACGAGGACGCCGUGUGCUGCGUGUGCGCCGACGGCGAGUGCCACAACGGCAACGCCAUCCUCUUCUGCGACGCCUGCAACCUGGCGGUGCACCAGGAGUGCUACGGCGUGCCCUACAUCCCCGAGGGCCAGUGGCUGUGCCGCCACUGCCUGCUGGCGCCUGGCACGCCGGCGGCCUGCGUGCUCUGCCCCAACACGGGCGGUGCCGUCAAGCGCACGGACGACGAGCGCUGGGGCCACGUGGCGUGCGCCCUCUGGGUCCCCGAGGUGGGCUUCUCCAACACCACCUUCAUCGAGCCCAUCGACGGUGUGCGCCACAUCCCGGCGGCCCGCUGGAAGCUGACGUGCCACCUCUGCAAGCGCAAGGGCGCCGGGGCGUGCAUCCAGUGCCACCGCGCCAACUGCUACGCCGCCUUCCACGUCAGCUGCGCCCAGAAGGCGGGGCUCUUCAUGAAGAUGGAGCCGGUGAAGGAGGUGACGGAGAGCGGCGAGCCGGCCUUCUCGGUGAAGAAGGUGGCGUACUGCGGCGCGCACACGCCCAGCGGCGGCGCCCGGAAGCCCCUGACGGUGUACGACGCGGUCACGGCGCCCCGGAACGGACUGUGUAAGAAGGAGGAGCAGGGGGCUAGACGGAGCCGGCGGUCGAAAGGGAAGCGGCCGCAGCCGCAGCAGCAGCAGCAGCAGCAGAGGAAGAGCAAGAAGAGUAAAAAGCCAGACGUGAAGGUGGAGGAGGUGGAGGGGGAGGUCGCCACUCCUGCCAACGCGCCUAGCUUCCCUCUCCAAAGGCUACAGAGCAUCCUGAACCAGGUGUCCAUCCAGAAGAAGAAGGCGUUUGUGCAGCUGGUGCUGAACUACUGGACCCUAAAGAGGCAGGCGAGGAACGGGUUGCCUCUCAUCCGCCGGCUGAAGACCAGCACUCAGUCCCCGAAGACGGUUCAGCAGGGCCACCAGAAGCAGUGCGAGGAGGAGAGCCGGGCCCUCAAGGAGCAGCUGAAGGAGUGGCAUCGCCUGCGCCACGACCUGGAGCGAGCCAGGCUACUGCUGGAGCUCAUCCGCAAGCGGGAGAAGCUGAAGAGGGAGGAGAUGAAGCUGCAGCAGACUCUGUUUGAGCUGCAGCUGACGCCCUUCAGCCUGCUGCUCGGGGCCCUGCUGGAGCAGCUGCAGGAGAAGGACCAAGCCCGGGUGUUCGCCCAGCCCGUGGACGUCGGCGAGGUCCCGGACUACCUGGACCACAUCAAGCACCCCAUGGACUUCUCCACCAUGGCCCGGCGCGUGGAGGCGCAGGCGUACGGCGGCCUGGACCACUUUCAGGCCGACUUCGACCUCAUGGUGGCCAACUGCCUGCAGUACAACCCCCGGGACUCGUACUUCCACCGCGCCGCGGUACGCAUGCGCGACCAGGGCGGCGUGCUGAUCCGCAAGGCCCGACGCGACGCCGAGCGCAUCGGCUUCGACCCCCUCGCCGGGAUCCACCUGCCGGAGGCGCCCAAGCUGGAGCCGGCACCACCCUUCUCCUGGGACGAAGUGGAUCGCCUUCUGGUGCCGGCCAACCGGGCCCGCCUGUCCCCCGAGCAGCAGCUGCAGCAGCUGCUGGAGAAGCUGGACCUCACCUGCUCCAUGAAGUCCAGCCCGUCGCGCAGCAAGCGGCUGAAGCUGCUGAAGAAGACCAUCAACGACGUGCGCAGCGAGGCCAGCCUCCACCGGGGGCUCCCCGACCACCACCACCCCCACCAUCACCACCACCCCCACCAUCACCAUCACCAUCACCACGCCUCCUCGUCCUCAUCCUCUGCUUCGUCCUCCUCGUCUUCGUCGUCGACCUCUUUGUCGUUGACGUCGCCUCAGCCCGAGGCGGGUAAGACUCACCUGAGAGCCGCGCAGACCAACGGCCACUGUCUCCACGACGAUGGGGACAAGUCUCUCCCCCCCAAGCUGGAGCCUCUGGACUCCAGCCCCCCCCCGGUCCACCCGGACGGAGACCCCGGGCCCCCCACCCUCAGAUCCAUCCACGACGGACCCCUCCUCCACCACAAGGCCAACCACCUCCACCACCACCACCACCACCACCGCAAGGACCCCCCCAAACUGAACCCCAGCAAGAACCCCCCCAAGCUGAAACACAAGGGCGCUCCGGGCCUCCAACCCGAGGACGCGCCCAGCCUUAACCACGACGGCCCCCGUGAUCUCAGUCACCUGGAGGCCCCCAGCCUCAAACACAACGCCAACCACCUCCAGGACCCCCCCAGCCUUAAACACACCGCCCCCUGCGGCCUCCACCACCAAGACCCCCCCAGCCUCAAACACGGCUCCAACCCCCUCCCCCAGGCGGACCCCCACCACCUCAGACACAAGGCGGACCACCUCCACCCGGAGGACCCCCACCACCUCAGACACAAGGCGGACCACCUCCACCCGGAGGACCCCCACCACCUCAGACACAAGGCCCACCACCUCCACCACGAGGACCCCCAUCACCUCCACCCGGCGGACCCCCACAACCUCAGACACAAGGCCCACCACCUCCACCACGAGGACCCCCGACACCUCCACCAGGCGGACCCCCACCACCUCAGACACAAGGCCCACCACCUCCACCCGGCGGACCCCAACCACCUCAAGGCCCACCACCUCUAUAAGGUGGAACCCCACAACCUCAGAAACAAGGCCAACCACCUCCACCACGAGGACCCCCCCAUUCUGAAACACAAGGCCAACCACCUCCAUAACGAGGACCCCCCCAUUCUGAAACACAAGGCCAACCACCUCCAUAACGAGGACCCCCCCAUUCUGAAACACAAGGCCAACCACCUCCAUAAUGAGGACCCCCCCAUUCUGAAACACAAGGCCAACCCCCUCCCCCACAAGAGCCUCCCCCACGACCAGGCGCCCCGCCUCGACUGCGAGCCCCCCCGUCCCCUCGACGACCGGGUACCCGACAUCAGACGCGGAAAGCCCGACGGCGAGGCUCCUCACCUCAACGGCCACGCGCGGCCCUCGCCCGGCUCCCAGAAUGCCUUGCUGGAGGGCGAGGUCAGCGUGGUGGCGACGUCCACGCUGGCCGAGCCCGUCGGCGCGGUCGGUCGCCGCACCGCCAUCCUCUUCAGGAAGUCCAAGAGGGGCGUGGCUGUGGUGGGCGUGGCAAGGGGAGGGGGAGGAGCCGACGGAGGGAAGGAGGCGGGGCCAGGGGGGAUGGCGGCAGAGGGGGCAGGGCGGAUACCGCGGAUCGGGGAGGAGGAGGUGGUGGAAGGGGAGGAGCUUGGGUCCAAGUCCUUCCUGUCCGUGGUGAUCCCGCGGCUGGAGAACCUGCUGCAAGGGAGGAAGAGGAGGAUGAGGAGGAGCGUCGACGGGCGGCUGAGCGAGGAAGACUCAACGGCGGCCGAGGAGGGAGAGGGGGUGUCGCCGGUCAAACGGCUCGACAGAGGUCUGUCGAACGGUUUCCUGGAGGAGGAGGUGGAGGAGCAGGAGGACCAGGAGGGGGUACAGAAGGAGCUGGGGAACCCCAGGACUCUGGAACCACGGAGACGCUGGGCGUCCGAGUCGUCCAUCUCCUCCAGUAGCAGCCUGUCUGCCUGCACCAGCGGCACCCUGACCCUCCCCCAGUGUGGGAAGGGCAAGCCGGCGCUGGUGCGGCGCAACACGCUGGACGACAAGAGCCAGAUGAUCGCCUGCAUCGAGACGGGCAACUACGCCCGCGCUGCCCGCAUCGCCGCAGAGGUGGGGAACAGCAGUAUCUGGAUGCCCGCCAGCGCGGCCACGGUAGCGCUGGAGCCCCUGACGCUAGUGUGGGCCAAGUGUAGCGGGUACCCCUCCUACCCCGCCCUGAUCAUAGACCCCCACAUGCCCCGGGUGGCGUGCCAGCACAACGGGGCCUCCAUCCCAGCGCCCCCCCUGGACGUGCUGCGGGUGGGGGAGCAGAUGCAGUACAAGGCGGAGGAGAAGCUCUUCCUGGUCCUCUUCUUCGACAACAAGCGCAGCUGGCAGUGGCUUCCUAGAUCCAAGAUGGUGCCGCUGGGCGUGGACAAGACGGUGGACAAGAUCAAGCUGAUGGAGGGGCGGAGCUCCGGCGUGCGCAAGGCCGUUCAGGUGGCGUUCAGCCGGGCCAUGAGCCACCUGAACAUCACCCAGGACCCGCCCCCCAGCGACCUGAGCGACGUGGACUAACACACA